AUGUUACUUUAAACAUGUGUUCUAGCAAUAGCUCUUGUAUAAUCGUUGACUUAAGAUGAUUCAGACUAUGAACUUAAGUCCAAAUCAAAACGAUAAACUUAUGAUGAUCCAGUAUUAUCUUUAUAUAUCCAUAAUUAAGGAUCCAUAUAAAAAUCUUAUUUAGUGGUUAUAGGAUGGCAAAGCAGAAGUGUCUAAAGUUUAAAUAGAAGUCAAGAGCGAAGGUUAUAGAACACUGAGGGCUUCUCAAUUUAUAAGAUAAGGUGAGUGGGUACUCUUUAUACCACGCACUCAUUAUCUUUCAUUAGAAGAAGUCAAAAAAAGUUGUCUUAUUAACAGAAAAAUGAUUCAACUUAAUUAUAUUCCUAACAAUAUUCAAACAUAUUUUGUUAAUCAUUUACUCUAAGAGAAUAGAAGGUAUAUUGAUUAUUUGAUUUAAAUAGAUAAAAUUCAUUUUGGAAACCUUAUAUUGAUGUAUUGCCAAAAGAUGUUAGUGGAUUUCCAACUUAUUUUGAUGAAGAAUAAGAUGCAUUACUAAAGGGAUCACCAACUUUAUUUACUGUAAUGAAUCAAAGAAAAAUAUUCAAAGAGGAAUAUGAAAAUUUAAAAGAGGCUGUAAAAGAAUUUUAAAGAUAUGGAUAUACUUAUAAUGAUUUUGCUAAAUUUAGAAUUCUUACUAUAUCUCGAAGUUUCCCUGUUUAUAUAGGAGAGAAUGAAUAACAAUAAUUAUUGGUACCAUUGGCUGGUACAUUAUAAAUAAAAUUUAUAUUUUAGAUUUUAUAAAUCAUGAUAAUAAUGGAUUUUUAUAAUAUGGAUAUUCUCCUGAUGCAGAUGGAUUCUUUAUGUAAGCAAUUAGAAAUAUCUAAAAAGGAGAGGAAUUAUUUUAUAAUUAUGGUUAAUGGUCAAAUAAAUACUUUUUUAUGAAUUAUGGAUUUGCUAGUCUUACAAAUCCAAUGAAUUAAUUUGAUUUUGAUGUUUGUUUAGAUAGAAAUGAUAGAAUGUUUAAUAUGAAAGUUGAUUUAACUGGAGGAAAUAUUUGUUGGGGAAAUAGAUUAGUUAAUGAAACUGAUCAUGAUACAUUUAGACAAUCAUUGGCAACUGUUAGAUUUGCUUAAAUAUCUAAAUUAGAUGAUUUCUUAAAAUUAGAAGAGGAUGUUUAAAAUUAUAAUUAAUUUUGGCCAGGAUGGCAUACAAUACCAAAAACAAUAGAAUUAGAAAAAGCAACAUUUAAAGCAUUUAAAGAAUUAUUGGUUUCUGAAUUAGCUAAUUUUGCUAGUACUAUUGAGGAUGAUUAAAGAAGAUUGAAUGAUCCUUAAACUCCUGAAUUUAGAAGACAUAUUAUUAUGUUGACAAUGAGAGAAAAAUAAAUUAUUAAAAAGAAUAUUGAAAUUUGUGAUAUGAUGUUAUCAAUUAUAGAUAAAAGUUCGGAAGUAGAUUAUUUAUUAUUAUGAAUAUAGGAAAUAAAAAAUUUGAUGAGAUAUUACAAUUAUAGAGAAAUAGCAAGAUUUGUAAAUAGUGAAAUUAUUCCAAUGAAAUUAGAGGAAGAAGGACUUGCAUGA
Molecule: messenger RNA, 1556 nt
Organism: Paramecium pentaurelia
Lineage: Eukaryota; Ciliophora; Oligohymenophorea; Peniculida; Parameciidae
Source: the annotation of a GenBank genome assembly